Rattus rattus (black rat) is the source of this 948-nucleotide messenger RNA. It is a transcript of the gene Mpc1, whose product is annotated as mitochondrial pyruvate carrier 1. Bases 121 to 450 code for a protein of 109 amino acids. The transcript has 5 exons. Gene Ontology annotation, biological process: pyruvate import into mitochondria. The record is from RefSeq and is a predicted model, not a curated record. NCBI's taxonomy places the organism in Eukaryota, Metazoa, Chordata, Mammalia, Rodentia, Muridae. Gene Ontology annotation, cellular component: mitochondrial inner membrane.
UAAGGCUUCUCUGGUUGUCGUGAGGCAGGAGCGGGGGUGAGAGCGCAGAGGGCCUCAGCCGGCCGGGUGGACCCUGGUGUCAUCUGUCUAGGAAGCGGCUUCACCGCCAACAGCACGGCCAUGGCUGGAGCUCUGGUGCGCAAAGCGGCGGACUAUGUCCGGAGCAAGGACUUCCGGGACUAUCUCAUGAGUACGCACUUCUGGGGCCCAGUUGCCAACUGGGGUCUCCCCAUUGCUGCUAUCAAUGACAUGAAGAAAUCUCCAGAGAUUAUCAGUGGGCGGAUGACUUUCGCCCUCUGUUGCUAUUCUCUGACAUUCAUGAGAUUUGCCUACAAGGUACAACCCCGAAACUGGCUUCUGUUUGCGUGCCAUGUGACAAACGAAGUCGCUCAGCUCAUUCAGGGAGGACGACUUAUCAAAUACGAGAUGAGUAAGCGGCCAUCUGCUUAGCAGUGCAAGGACCAGCUCUUGAAAGGGGCAGUGCUCCAGCCACUGUUGCGGCCACAGAUCACGUCAGCAUGAAUAGUCGUGCUGAGGGGAAAACACGGAAGACUAUCUUUAAUGACCAUGCCAACAUUAUUGAAUAGCCGAGAAUCCCCAAACCAACUCUCGGCUGCCUUAUCAAUGCUAAACUUUAUUUGUCUUCAUCAGGAGUAGUUCAAAAUAUGCAGCUAAUUUAAUAAUUUUGAAUGAUGUUAUCUAUAGCAAUCUGUAGUAAUAUGUAUAUUAUCUAUUGGGAUUUGUGUAAUAAAAAAUCUAAGGGAACAAAACUUUAUAACUACAAGCACUUAAGUCCUCAAAAUUCUUGACUUUUUCUUUAAUGACUAUAGUAUAACCCUCAGUUGGUCACAUGUCUACACAUAAUUUCCAGUGAUAACAAGUAUCGGUGUUUUCCAUAUGUAAUUCAGAUCUGAACUUAAUGGCAAUAAAUGGUUUAAAUAUUUGCUA